AACCACAUCACCGUUCGUUUUAAAAGUAACUUACCAAUUCAAACUGCUUGAAAUACUGAUAAAUAUAAUAUACAUUGAUCAGCAUAAUGACAGACGAAAAUUGGGCUGAGGCUGUGGACAAGCAAGAACAAUUAUCUAAAAAGGUUGAUACACUGCAUAUAAAUGCCAACAGUAAUUUAAACAAGAAAAAUGAAUCGCUUCCCCAGCUUGUGGAACCUACUGUUCCAGUAACUGAUGAAAAUUAUGAAAAACCAUUAACCCAUGAAGAAAGUGCUCUUCUCAAGAAACUUCUUCAUGAUAAGUUGAUACAGAGCAACCAGGAGCUACAAGUUCAACAACGAGAUCCUACGUCACCACUAUUCUCUGCCAAGUCAUUUGAAGAGCUCAACUUAAAGGAAGAACUUGUUCAGGGAAUCUUUGCCAUGGGAUUUAAUAGGCCUUCAAAAAUACAGGAAACAGCUCUUCCAUUGCUUGUAUGUAACCCACCACAAAACAUGAUUGCACAGUCACAGUCUGGAACCGGCAAAACUGCAGCGUUCGUUCUGACCAUGCUGAGUAGAAUAAAUAUUGAAAACAAAUAUCCACAAUGCGUGUGUCUAUCCCCCACAUACGAGCUUGCUUUACAAACUGGAAAAGCUGUUGAGCAAAUGGGAAAAUAUCUAAAAGGACUUCAAGUUGCCUAUGCUAUUCGCGGAAAUCAAGUUCAACGAAAUACCAACAUUCCUGCUCAGAUUGUUAUUGGAACCCCGGGAACAAUGUUAGAUUGGACAAGGAAGCGGGUAUUUGAUCUUGGGAAAGUUGAAGUCUUUGUUUUGGAUGAAGCAGAUGUUAUGAUAGAUACUCAGGGAUUUAAAGAUCAAUCCAUACGAAUACAAAGGCAACUUUCUAAUAAAUGUCAGCUGCUUUUGUUCAGUGCUACUUAUGAUGAACAAGUUAUGAGAUUUGCAGAGCAAAUUGUUCAUCAUCCCAAUAUUAUUAAGCUAAGAAGGAAUGAAGAAACUCUUGAAAACAUCAAGCAGUAUUAUGUCAAGUGCAGCACAAUAGAAAAAAAAUACGAGUCCAUAAUUAAUUUGUAUGGUGUCUUGUCUGUGGGGCAAGCAAUCAUAUUUUGCCAUACAAGAAAAACAGCUGCAUGGCUUGCUAAAAGAAUGUGCGAAGAUAAACAUAUCGUUGCAUUGUUGAGUGGAGAGCUGGAUGUAUCACAAAGAGCAGCUGUUUUAAGACGGUUUAAGGAGGCAAAGGAGCGAGUUCUGGUGACAACCAAUGUUUGUUCUCGUGGCAUUGAUGUUGAGCAGGUGACACUUGUCAUUAAUUUUGACCUGCCAGUGGAUUAUAACCGACGACCUGAUUGUGAAACAUAUCUACAUCGUAUCGGUCGUACUGGUCGCUUUGGAAAAACUGGCGUUGCAAUAAACUUUGUAGCUCAUGAUCAGGACAUGAGAAUUCUAAUGGAGAUUCAGGAUCACUUUGGAAUAAAGAUAACAAACCUGGACACUGGAAAUCAUGCAGAUAUGGAAGAGAAGUUGGGAGAAGAGGACUGAAUAUAUAUAAAAAAACAAAUAUGACAUUGAAUUUACUGCUGUCAUAGUGCCACGUUCAGCGGCAUUUUUCUUACUUCUGGAUAUUCAAGGAUCACUGCUAUUCUUUUAAAGUUCACUACUUUUGAUACUGAUUUCCAGCAGUGAACGCACAUUUCCAACAAUUUCGUUACAAGUGUAAUUAAAAAUACAUUUCACUAACCUAAUGGUGAUAUUGAAA
Ciona intestinalis (vase tunicate) is the source of this 1758-nucleotide messenger RNA. RefSeq names its product ATP-dependent RNA helicase DDX19B. The record is from RefSeq and is a predicted model, not a curated record. NCBI's taxonomy places the organism in Eukaryota, Metazoa, Chordata, Ascidiacea, Phlebobranchia, Cionidae. Gene Ontology annotation, molecular function: RNA helicase activity; ATP binding; nucleic acid binding.